This is a messenger RNA of Gadus morhua (Atlantic cod), 3049 nucleotides long. It is a transcript of the gene arsj, whose product is annotated as arylsulfatase family, member J. The record is from RefSeq and is a predicted model, not a curated record. The transcript has 2 exons. Lineage: Eukaryota; Metazoa; Chordata; Actinopteri; Gadiformes; Gadidae. Gene Ontology annotation, molecular function: sulfuric ester hydrolase activity. Bases 666 to 2375 code for a protein of 569 amino acids.
CUGCCUCCGCGGUUGGUAUUAAACCAUCUGUGAGGACUGGCUGUUCUUUCAGUCCUGAGUCGACUGCCUCGGAGGAACAGUGCUGUGUACAGGGAUGGAUCCUCCUGCCGCUGCACAGUGGAGACCCGUCUUCAGUCGUGUAUGAAGUGUAAUAUGCAGGUACGCAUUGAGAUCUCAAACGAUUUGUAUUCAUGAACUUUAUUUCGACAAACGUCCAUUUCAUGAAAGCUGCACAACAAGUGAAGAAGUAAACGGAGUGAAGCCUCAGGGAACUUCCGUCUAUGUCGGUUUGAUUUGGAAAUGUCUUAUAUAUUCGGAUAAUACUUCAAGAUCUUCAAAUCCAUAGAGGUGAAGCAUAACUACUUGAACUUUUUAUUUCGUGUUCAUGUGAAACUUCCACGUGGACCUGUCGACCCUGUUUCGCCUCUGCACGACCGCGUAAUCGCAUAACGCUGUCAGUGGAGAAUGAAUGAAGAGUGAACCGAUUAUUUUCCAAACGCUACGGUGACCGAAGAAAGAUGAACAGCCCGAUCAACGUCAUCGUGCGCUUUGGCGACGUUGCGGCGUGCGCGACGGUUCAAGGCACCAUCACUGUAUCUGCUCGCGAGGUGGCAACGUCACGGACCUUAUGAUUUUUUCUCUUGCGCGCGUCAACCUGGCUCAAAAUGUUGUGCACCCUGUGGCUGUUGUUGCACAUGCUGUUCGUGCACGUAGCGCGCACGCGCUGUCACCAGCAGAUGUCAUGGGAGAACUGGAACGGCCAUUCACAGAACAACCGAGAGAACGAACUUGAUAAACCGAGCACGCAGCCACACAUCAUCUUCAUCCUGGUGGACGAUCAGGGCUUCCGAGAUGUGGGGUACCACGGGUCGGAGAUCAAGACCCCCACCUUGGACAGGCUGGCUGCUGAGGGGGUAAAGCUGGAGAACUACUACGUCCAGCCGCUCUGCAGCCCGUCCAGGAGCCAACUGAUGACUGGCAGGUACCAGAUCCACACGGGCCUCCAGCACUCCAUCAUCCGCGCCACCCAGCCCAACUGCCUUCCCCUGGAGAACGUCACGCUGCCCCAGAAGCUGAAGGCGGCCGGCUACGAUACGCACAUGGUGGGCAAGUGGCACCUGGGCUUCUACAAGCGGGGCUGCAUGCCCACCCAGCGGGGCUUCGACACCUUCUUCGGCUCGCUGCUGGGCAGCGGCGACUACUACAGCCACUACAAGUGCGAGGGCGCGGGCAUGUGCGGCUACGACCUCCACGAGGGCGAGGAGGCGGCCUGGGAGCAGGACCGCGGCCUCUACUCCACCCUGAUGUACACCCAGAAGGCGGUGAGCAUCCUGGAGAACCACGACCCCCGCCGCCCGCUCUUCCUCUACAUGGCGUACCAGGCGGUCCACUCGCCCCUGCAGGUCCCCGAACGCUACCUGGAGCGCUACAAGAGCAUCCCCAACAUCUACCGCCGCAAGUACGCCGCCAUGGUGUCCUGUCUGGACGAGGCGGUGCACAACCUCACGCUAGCACUGAAGCGCUACGGCUACUACGACAACACGGUGCUGGUGUACUCCUCGGACAAUGGCGGGCAGCCCUUGGUCGGGGGCAGCAAUUGGCCCCUACGGGGCAGCAAGGCCACCUACUGGGAGGGGGGCAUCCGGGCGGUGGGCUUCGUCCACAGCCCGCUUCUGGUCAAAAAGAGGACCAAGUGCCGGGCGUUGAUCCACAUCACGGACUGGUUCCCCACCCUUGUGACCCUGGGCGAGGGCACGCUGGACGAGGACAUGAACCUAGACGGCUACGACGUGUGGGAGUCCAUCAGCGAGGGGCGCCGCUGCCCCCGACACGACAUCCUGCACAACAUUGACCCCAUGUACGUGAAGGCCAAGAACGGCUCGUGGAAGGCGGGCUAUGGCCUGUGGAACACAGCCAUCCGGGCGGCCCUGCGCGUGGGCCACUGGAAGCUGCUGACGGGGAACCCGGGCUACAGCGACUGGGUGCCACCGCAGACCUUCUCCAACCAGAUGCUGACCAAGCGCUGGCACAACGAACGGGUGAACUGGGACCGCGGGAAGUCGGUGUGGCUGUUCAACAUCACGGCCGACCCGUACGAGAGGAGCGACCUGUCCCAGCGAUACCCGGUCAUCGUCAAGAAGAUGCUGAUGCGGCUGGCACAGUACAACCGGACGGCCGUGCCGGUGCGCUACCCGGCCAAAGACUUGCGGUCGAACCCCCAGUACAACGGAGGGGUGUGGGGGCCGUGGUAUGAAGAGGAGAAGGCGGUGGACUCGGAGGAAGAGGGGGUCAACGGACUGCUCACCAACCACCUGGCCAAAACUAGACCGUGGAAGAAAACAAAGAAAGGGAAGGUAAGGAGGAUGGCCGAUUAGUCUCGUCCACCUCCUCCCUUUCCUCUCCAGUAACUGUGAAUGACUUUUCCUUUGGCGUGCUCAGGGAUCGACACACAUCCUGUAUUGUGGGAUAAUCAUCAAGUCGUUUUUUGGGGGGGUUGUUUGUUUUUGUUGCUGGUUUUCAAUGGUUAUUUGUACACACCGUAGGACUCGUUUUCAAUGGACCGUUAUUGAAUGGCUUAAAUUAAAACAUAGGAGGGGUCCCACUUGUUCCAACACUACUGUACUGCCAAAACACAACCAAGACCUCAAACUUUCAAGGUUAGGGCUCCUGAGAUUUUUAUUUUCCUCACAAAGAGUGUUUAUUUUCCUAGGUUUGGUUGCAUGCUUGAACUUGUCAGAACUUUCUGAUUGCUUAGUGGAUUAUACGCCAGAGUAUAGAGAACAGUUUUAAACUUUAUAAAAUAAAUUAAAGAAAACAUAGUUUUAUCGUGAAGUAAUUGUGGAUAAUGGGCUUGUUGAAAUGGAUAUCUUUAUCUGAUCGGAUAGUUUAUGUGAUUUUUCUUCAAGGGUUUGCAAGCAUGUUCUGCCUGCAUACUAGUAACCCCGAUACUUGUGAAACUAUAGUGAAACAAGGAGGAUGUUUCUGGUCUGGCACCAGGCCAAUAUGAACGAAAGGCAAUCUGACUGAAUUAAAAAGACCCAGAAACAAA